Messenger RNA from Sceloporus undulatus (fence lizard), 12135 nucleotides. RefSeq names its product PDZ domain containing 2 (gene PDZD2). Bases 661 to 8208 code for a protein of 2515 amino acids. The transcript has 23 exons. Gene Ontology annotation, molecular function: protein binding. The record is from RefSeq and is a predicted model, not a curated record. Lineage: Eukaryota; Metazoa; Chordata; Lepidosauria; Squamata; Phrynosomatidae.
AGGAGGACUGGCUUCUUGGGUGGGUUCCCUCUUUUGGCAUUGCCAGGCCAGAGUUUUUGGGUUGCCUCUGGAGCACCAUCAUCCCCAGGACACAUCUUACAGGUGAUAUUUGUUAUGCAGAGAAGUGAAACUGCGGGUACUGGUCCCAUGGAUACCAGGAUCAUACUGCAGUUAGCAGAGACCAGAAAUGAGAAAGCAAACUGAAGGACGGAGGAGGGGAUGAGAAUGAUGAAGGAGAACUGGAGAGGUGUAUGUAAGGUCAAGCAGGUGUUGGUGAAUGUGGGGGAGCAAUUACAGCCUCAGAGAACAGAACAUGAGCUGCCUGAGUGAUUUCUGUAUGGACAGCUGUGCAAGGAGCCAAACAUGAAGUCCUCGUUGCUUCCUUCCUCUUCUUGCCGGAUUCUCCAGAGCACCUGUUUUCACUCUUAGUUAUAAAAGCCAUUCUGUUAUUUUGACCAAACAGGGGGGAAAAGAGAGAACUGUGUUUUAUUUAAAAGAAAAAAAAAUUUUUGGCUCCCUGUGUAUAUAUACACUGUUUCUGCCAGCAUGAUUGUUGGUGAAGUCAUCAGACACUCUGAUCCUCAAAGACACAUUGAUCAAGUUUCGGUCACUCAACCCAGGAACCAAUUCCUCACAUAAUGGGAUCCAAAAGUGCCCACAAUGCCCAUCACUCCAGAGAAUGCGGUGUUGUUUCUUCCCAUCCUUUAUCAAUGGCUGCAAAACCACCUGAGGGGGGAAGUGGAAGAGCCAGAACAGAGGCUCUGCCAUUCUGCCAUCAAGAAGCUGAGAGAAUAUAUCCAGCUGAAUUUCCCAGUGGAUGAAGGCAAACUACAUCAUGGUAUGAGUCCUGUGGAUGCUGAGAUUUGUACUGUUUACCUCACCAAGGAUCCAGGGAAAGUGGAGUCUCUUGGCCUAAGCUUUGGGAACAUCCCUGCUUUGGGGGACUAUGGAGAGAAGCGGAGAAUUGGGAAAAAAAAGAAGGGCCAUAAGGGUCCCGUACUUGAUGUUGGAAGUAUCUGGGUCACAGACUUGAAAAAAAACAGCCCAGCAGGGAAAUGUGGAAAAGUUCGCUUGCGAGAUGAGAUCCUUUCACUGAAUGGACAAUUGAUGGUCGGGGUGGAUAUCAGUGGUGCUAGCUACCUUGCUGAUCAGUGCUGGAAUGGCGGCUUCAUCUACCUGAUCAUGUUGCGUCGCAUCAAGCGCAAGGCCCCUCUUCCUCCAACAAAUGGCAACAACAGCAACAGCAGCAAUGAGCCCAAAGCCAGGCCUACCUCAGAGCCCAGUGGAAAAACAGCCCAGAAUGGUAAAAGGACUAGAAAGUUUGGAGUCAUUACCAGGACUUCUCCCAGUGGUAAGGAAAGCAAAGGCAGCAAAGGCAGUCCAAGAACUGAGCCUGAGAAUGGACACUGCACUCUCAUGGACACAGACAGGUUACGUCCGGAGACAUCCAAAACAGAGAGCAGAGGGGAGGAUCUCCUUCAGAAAAUGGACUCUCCUUUUCUGGCAGGACAAUAUCGGUCUCGCCUUUCAGAUGGAGGAAUUCUAGACCUUAACUCCAGUGAAUUGUCCCUUCAGCGAGAAGGCUGCCGGAUAUGGAAGAUGGCCAUGAUGAAGGGAACAGACGGGCUGGGUAUCCAGAUCACUGGAGGUCGAGGUUCAAAACGCUCUCCUCAUGCCAUCAUUAUUGCACGGGUGGAAGAAGGAGGCUCUGCUCACAGGGAUGGAAGGCUGAAAGUAGGUGAUGAGCUACUAAUGAUCAAUGGCCAGUCUUUGGUUGGUCUCUCCCAUCAAGAUGCCGUCGCUCUUCUUCGAUCAGCUGAGGGUCUCAUCUAUCUGGUAGUUGCAAGCAGGGAAGGGGCAGACGAGGAUUUCCUUAAUUACCCAUCUACAAGUUUGCCAGACUUAAUUAGCACCUGCUCCGCUCAAGAUACAGCUCAAUGGACUGACAACAAAGAGAAUGAAGAGCCAGAUGAGGUGGUGGAAGAGGAUGCCAAAGGAGAGAAUGUGGUGCCAGAAGUCUUAGAACCUGAGACAGAUGUGCCAGAUAUAGAUAAGUCUCCAGAUCCUGCUGGUGCAGAGGAAUCCAAAGAAAAUGGUCAAAGUCCAACUCAAGCAGGUGGUAUUUUGAAGUACAGGAGCCGAUCCCAAGGAGCUGCAACCCGUUUAGAAUCUGUGGGAGAAGAUGAUGAGUUGACAGUAGAAAAUGGAGAUGUGAAUUAUGAAAUAGCAAUAAACUAUUCCCGUGGAGGGAGAAAACAUUCUCUUCCCCAACAUCUGGACACAGGAACAAGACAGGAGUACCCUAUUGUUAAGAAAUCCACACGCUCUCUAAGUGCAGCUCAGGUUGAAUAUCCUUGGCGACUGACUCAACCAUCUAUUAUUUCCAAUAUUGUCUUGAUGAAGGGUCAGGGAAAGGUAAGCAUGCUUAAGACCAUGUUGGGCAUCCGUGGUGACCAGAUCUUAGAAGCAGAUUCAGUAAGUUUGCGACACGCAGCUUUGAGUGAAGCUUAUGCCAUUUUGAGAGAACGUGGUCCAGGCCCAGUUCAUCUGAUCAUUAGUCGCCAUCCCAAUCCAAAGGUUUCAGAACAGGAAAUGGAUGAAGCCAUCACACAAACUACUCAGAAAGAACACAAGGAUGUUUCUUCAUCUCACAGCACAGGAAAUCUUCCAAAAAGUCCAUCCCCUUCGGUGAAAUCUAAACAGACAGAAGCUUCCCUGCCCUUGAGCUGGACAAUGAAGCGCUUCUUGGAGCCAGUGAGUCAGAUGGGGUCCAGCAACUCUGAAACAGAACAUUGUCAGUACUCCUUACAGGACGGUGCAAGCCCAUUGCCACUUUCAGAAACAGCUAUAACAGGCUCUGGUGAUGAGGAGCUACUUUGUCCAAAGGAUGGAAGCAGCUUCCUGGACGAGAGUAUUCUUUCUCCUGGUAUUCCAACUACCAAAGAAUCAAGCCUAUGUGAUUUAUCAGCUAGUGGAAGCAACUCACCUGGCCCUUUCAACAAGCCAAAGGAGACUGGUACUCGGCAUGUUACUUUCAGUGAUAGCCCCAAAGGUGCACGUACUGUCCAGAGGCAGAGAAGGAUUGCUUUCUAUGAUGGUGAUGUGAGUGAGGAGGAUGACUUUGCCAAACAAGAUGGUAUCCGGUUUAAAAAGGGAGUGAAGUCUAAAGGUCAGAAGAAAGCAGAGGCAAGCUGUGAUGUUACCAUUACAACUACUCUAGCAGGAGAUAGUGAUGAAAAUCAGGAGAAAGAAUUUGCAGCACAUGUCCACAAUGAUUCAGCUCUAAGUAGCUUUAAGGAGUUGACAGAGGGUGCUGUGGAGCAUAUAGUGGACUCGCCUUUCCUUCCAGUCAAAUCAUUUGACUAUUCAAAUGUGCCAGAGGUUCACCCAAGUCACCUGAGCUUGAAGGAUUUCCGAGAGGCACAAGCAGAAUCUAAGAGAUCCCCUAAACUGGAACACAAAGCAGUCACUCGAGUUAAAAGCUUGAUGAGCAUUGAAUAUCAUGGUAUCUCAAGGCAGAAGAAUGAGGAUCAUGGUGCUUGUAGCAGAACCAGUGGAAGGGUGCUCCCACACAUCCAGAAGACUGAGCCACAGGAGAGUCCUCUUGGGCAGAAAGACACUGAAGUCAUUACCUUAAUUCGGAAUGAGAAUGAAUCAUUUGGCCUGGAUCUGGAAAUUAGUGCUACUCCCUUACGUGUUGUGAUAACAAAUUUGCGACCAGGUGGAGUAGCUGAAAGGGCAGCUAGAGGAAAGCUAGUUCCAGGAGAUGAGAUUGUCUUGAUCAACAGUUUCCCAAUAGAUGGGUCUUCCUAUGAAGAAGUCUGUGUAUUUGUACAGGGCAUUUCCGCAUCUCUCACGCUGGACAUACAGAAAGCUGUUCCUGACAUGAACAGACUUUCAAACGCUGUUGAGUCUUCAGAGGCAGAUAAAACAGUUCACAAUCAUCCAAGCAAUAUUAUCAUGACUGAAGAAGAAAAUAGCCUUACAAAUCAAGAAGAAGCUUUGUAUAAAGAUAACCCAGACUACACAGGAGAAAGGACAGUGCUGCCAUCUGAUGCCAAGAUGAAGGAGAUGCUAGCAUAUUCUUUGGAAACCAGCUGUACCCAGGACAGCAGCUAUGCCCAGGAUGGCUCAAGAUUCCUAUUAAAAAUAGAUUCUUCAGAAGAAAAAUAUGUUACAUGUUCAUUAACCAAUGAGAACUGUGUGAAGGAAGAUAUUUCGGUUGUGGCAGAAGAUGCUUGUUCUAAUUCUGUAUCAGAUAUAGUUAAGAAAGACCUUCCAGGAAGAACUGUAAAUCAUGAAUCAAACACACAACAGAUCUUGGGAUUUUCUGCCUUGGAUUCCAUUGAUGCAAGCAAGAUUUUCACUGUGAACAAAACCCGUCUCAGUAACUAUUCCAGGAAUUUUAGCAGCUUAAAUGAAGACACUUUGGCUAGAGUUGAGAACAAAAGCAACACAGUUCCAAAAUCCAUGUAUGCUGCUGCAGAUGACUCCAGCUCAGACACAGAAUUUGUAGUUGAAACUGCUGGACUCCCAAGCAAUUCAUCGCUCUUGCUGUCUGCUUGCAAUGAUUCCUUAAAAGCAUAUAAGGCAGUUGAAUCAGAUGAAGAACAAGUUGAAAUUUGCUGUCAGAAUCUGGAACAGCAACAUUUCCCCCAGAAAGGAGUGGUCACAUCUCUUGAAGAAACAUCUUAUUUAUCAGACUGCCAUUCUUCAGGCACCAUUUUGCAAGAAAGCAAGGUAGAAAUUGGGUCACUAGCUAUUUCCAAUGUUAAAUUUCCAUUAGAAGAAGAAGUUUUUCAUUCUCCUUCUGAAGUAUCCCCACCAGGGAUAGAUCUGUUGGAUCAUAAUAAUGGAGGCAGCUCUUUCUACAAGAACAAUUCCGUGAGAGGAGAAAGGAUAAGCUUGGAAAGCAGGGAGAAACUUAUAGAGACAUGUGAGACUUUUAGACAUGAUGCUCAAGAAAUGCCUUUGUGUACUACAAAAACCAUCAAUGGUUGGGAGAGCAACUUGCUAGACAAAAAUGAAUAUGGUAACAAAGAACAAUCCACUACAGAAAAUGAUUUAGGAAUUGACUGUGGCAGCCACAUGGUUGCUUAUCCUUCUGCUUCAACAAAGAAAGGAACCACUGACUCACUUCACUUGACUAAGCCGGACAGCCACCCUGGGGACUGUACAUCACAGAGGACAGCAAACAGCCCCAGAUCUCCCUUCAUGACCAAACCAAAAGAUAUUAAUAAGGUCACAACUGCAAAUGACUUACUGGGAAGGAAUGAAAAAACAAAUGCCAUUUCUGUCUCAAAAAGUUCCAAUGCAAAAAUCCAAACUUCUGGCCAAUGUAAAGGUAUUACCAUUCCACACAGCCCAUCCUCUUUCAGAAAACUGCAUCAGGAAACUAGGGGGAUUCCCCAAAAGAGUAUUGCAGAAACUCUUUCAAAUAAUCAACGGAACAAACCAGGACCGAAGUUAAAGGGACUUACUAUCAAAAGUAAGUCAAAGACUCAUUCAGAUUCUCUUAAUGCUGCUCCUGUAAAAGCUGGUAGCACUGAUCAGAAACAAAAAUCCAUUCCAGUACAGUCAUCACCUAGGCUUCUUCCAAAGAAAGUCACAUCCCUCCAUAACUUAGCCACACAUUUGGAACCACUUAGCAGGAGCCUUUCCAUGGGGUCCAGGAUUGUUCAACAGGAGCAGAAUAAAUUACCUUCAACAGUGCCUCAGGAAUCCCCUUCAGCUAUGUUGAAUAAUGAUGGAAACAUUGUGAAAAACAACAAAGAUAAAUCCAUUAACAACAUGGUGCUUGGCGAUGCUGAAAUGUCUGAGUAUCCUACAGAGCAAAAGGAAAAGCAGGUGCCAAUUCAAUUAGUUAUGAAUAGCAAAGAUAGAAAUAAGAUCAAUGUUGUUGAUUGCCAAACUAGGGAAGAUUCUUCCCAGAUAAGUGCACAUCCCCAAAUUGCAACCAGGGGUCAUUGUUUGAGUGAUAAGAAUGAGAACCAAAGAAUUGGUAUGAGUUGUUUGAAUCAUGAUGGAUGUAGAAUUAGUCCAUUAGGCUAUGACAACGUUAGGCCUUUUAAAAAGGAGCCUCCCAGUGUUCUUUCUUCCCCUGCUCAGAAGGAACAACCAGGGCAAGAAAUUCAACGCACAUUCAUUGAGGUGAGACUAUCUUCUUCCUCCUCCUUCACACCAUCUUCAUUAUUUCCAGAGGUGUCUCUGGAGAAAGGAGACAGUAGCAAACAAGUGACCAGCCAGCUGGAAGCUGAAGUACAAAACUGUAGCCAGAAGACUUCUGAAGAAGUAAAUUUACACAGUGCGGUAAAACCUGUCACACGGACCUAUUCAAUGCCUACCCAUUUAUCAAACCAUUUGAGAGAGGAGAGCAGUACUACAGAUGCACCCACACACCAUGCCCAUAAUAUCCUGAACAAUGUUUCUUGUGAACAGCAUCCUCAUUCUGAUCUGGGCAUGCUAAAAAUUGUCCAUCUGAAUCUGAUGAAUGAUCAGAACAUUCAAGAUGAAAAAGAGGCAUCAAAUAGCAUCCCCAAAUCAAACACUCAAGAAUUAUCUUUGCCCAGUGACAACAGCAGUCGCAUUGUGGACAAAUUAAAAACUUGCAGGAGGAAUUAUUACUAUUAUGAACUCAAUUGGCCACAUGAUCCCAUUUCAUCUUUUUCAGUGAAGCAGAGAAUUAAAUCCUUUGAGAACCUUGCCAAUUUUGAUAGGCCAAUGGUCAAAGCCAUAGACAUACAUUCUACCUCUUUGAGCUCCAAGCUUCCUGUUGGGAGGCGGUUAUCUGGAGGCAUUUCUGCAGUUUCAUCUACCAGUGUAAAUGAUGCAGUCCAGGCACUGCGACGAAGCUUGAGUUCCUACUGUGAAAGUGAAGCCCCACCAUCUCCAGUGAUGACAAAAUCAUCAACUACUGCAGCAAUAAUGCAUCUACAGCAGAAGUCUCCUGAGAACAGCAAAGAUGAUGUUCAGUUGGAGAAGAAUGAAAGAUGUGGUACUUUGGGAAGCCCAGAAAGUUUACCUCUGUCUAGCACCAACCGAAGAAACAGAGCCGCUGGUGGGCACAUCAGGCAUACACCUUUAUCGCGCUCUAAACUCCGGGAACUAAGAGCCUUGAGCAUGCCAGACCUCGAUAAGCUGUGUAGUGAGGACUUCACCACAGAGCCCAAAUCUCCCCCUUUUAAGACAGAACUGGAAGUUCCACCACGUGCAAGAUCUCUUGGUCUUCCCAUAGAAAGUGUUCCUAGUCUGAAUGAUUGCUCAGAGCUUUCAGGUCUUCUAAUGGCAAGUGGACACCAUUCAAAAGAAAGCAGCCCCAGGAAUAGUAGUUCUGGCACUCCUGGGUCAGCAUCUGAUGAGGACGUAGUACAGCAUGAUGUCUGCCAGAAUAAGGUGUGCUCAGGAAAAAGCUGGUCAAUCAGCUUGGAUCAACUUCUGGUUUCCACUCUGGAUCAGCAGAAAUUGCAAUUAGUUUUGUCUUUGGUGACAACAAAAUGUGAUGUUCAUUCUUUGCUUCAAGAGGCCAAAGCACAAGCAGAGAACAAAGAAGAUGUUUACUUUGUAGUCUUGAAUAAAGAAGAAAGCUCUGGCCUAGGAUUUAGUGUUGCCGGAGGAGUAGACCUGGAACAAAAAUCCAUCAUCGUCCAUCGGGUGUUCUCCAAAGGGGUAGCAUCCCAGGAAGGAAUCAUCCACCGAGGAGACCUCAUUCUUUCCAUCAACGGCAUCUGCCUUACUGGUUCUGUUCAUGGGGAUGUACUCAACGCUCUUCACCAAGCAAGGCUCCACAAAUAUGCUGUUGUUGUCAUCAAGAAGGAAAGAGAUGGAAAAAAGAUGUCUUCUUGUGGGUCUGAAAAGUCUCCUCCUACAGGACAAACCUUGGGAGCUGCAACAGUGGGAAGAGGAACAGGUCCAAGUGGAGAGCUGAGUGAUGCCAUUUAUGUUGAACUGCUGAAGACCUCUGCUGGUUUGGGCUUCAGUCUGGAUGGAGGAAAAGCUUCAAUCUGUGGAGACAGACCUUUGCUCAUCAAAAGAAUAUUUAAAGGUGGCGCUGCUGAACAAGAUGGAAAACUAGAAGUAGGUGAUGAAAUUCUUGCUGUUGGUGGAAAGUCCUUGCUUGGUCUUAUGCAUUAUGAUGCCUGGAAUAUCCUCAAAUCUGUCCCAGAGGGACCAGUCCAACUGCUUAUCAGAAAGCAUCAGCCUUCAGCGUGAUGUGAGCAAUACAGUCUUUUGAGUACACCUUUGCAAUAUGUGUACACUGGAACCAUUGGAAAUAUUGCAGGAGCUGAACCUGACUGACUAAUUGCCAUUGUUUUACAUGAGACAGUCCUUAAAUCAGCCAAGGAAUGUCAAGAUUUGUAAGCCAGGAACAUCUCCCAAUUGGUGCACUUAGUUUUAUAAAUGAGCACCAUUCUGCUGCUUCCAGGAUUUCAAAAUCAAAGUGCCACACAUUUUCCAUAUGGACUUCUCUGUAACCAUAUCUUCCCUUUUCCAUAUUGGAGACUUCCUAAUCAGUCAUGUGUGUGGAGCUGCAGCUAUGCAAGGAUUUUGUGUUCAGGGCUUUUCUGUUUUCAGUACAAAAGUUCUGCUGUUAAGUUUGUGAAGUGAACACACUAAUGUGGCUCUGCUUUCUACAUUUCUACAAAGCCUUUGCAGUGGAUAUUUGCCACAUCGCUUGAACUGCCCCAGCCAGAGUCUUGUGGCUGGGACUGUGGGUGAAAAAAAAAAGUCUAAGGCAGUGGAUAUGACUGCAAGGCAUGCCUGAGUCCUGCCCUGUUGUUUAUAAAUUAAUUGCUGUGGGUAGUGUGCUCUCACUGUUUAGAUGUACAAUAAAUGGUACUUUACAUAGGCUGGGUGAAAAUGCUCCAUAGCAUAUUUUAAAAGAUUAUGGUUGAGAUCUUGCAUCAAGAGACAUAAUUUUGAUGGUGGAGAUCCAUCGUCGAGUCUACAUCUCCCAAUGCUACCCCUUGACUACCAGUUCAGUCAGGCAAACCUCAAACAGAAGGAGGGUGACACUGCAUUUAAGUGGCAUAUUGUUGAAAGUUUAGUGCAUUUACAGAAGCAUACGAUUUCUUACAGAAUUUUGCUUUUGCUUUUUAAAAUAAUCUACAGCUGAUCUACUACACUAUUACUGGACACAUGUAACUAAUAAGUGGUUUCCAUAUGGCCUUGAAUAAACACUAUUUUAUUUCUCCUCUCACUAACCUGACUUCAUAUAUUAAUUUUUCAGAUAAAGCUAUAGCCCCUAUUCUAUUUAACUAAUUUUGUAUCAAAAGGUUCUCCAAUUUCUCCCCAUACUUUGACUAUCUCCAUCCUUGCAGCACAGACCAAAAACAUUUAAUUGUCCUUAUUUGAUAUUUUUAUUUUCAAAUAAAGAAAUAAGUAAUGCCUUGCUGAAGUAGACUUUACCCCACAAUGGGGAGAGGGCUGGACUCUUCAUUUCCCAGCCCCCUGCUCUCCAGCACCUCAGAAAUCCUUCUUCUGGGAGGCUGCCUAGCUUCAGAGGUAGGUUUGGGAGUUCACCUUUGGUUGUUAACAACCAUAAAAAUGAAUACCAAAAAUUGCAAAGUCAUAAGUCCAGUUACAACUUUAUAAAUACUGAACAGGAUGCCAGCCUAUAUCUGGAAUAAUUCAGAUUCUAUGAGAUACUGUUUUUGAAUCCACUCUGGCACUAUCUGGAAAGAGUGUUCCCAACACCUUAUGAAAGACACCCGUAUAGCUCACUGGAAGAGUACAUGAAUUGCAUGUAUGAGUUCUUAGGCUAAAAUUCUUCCCCCUCGGUGGAAAAAUCUCAAAUAUCAAGCCAUCCUGUGCCUGAGUACCUAGUAAGCUGCAGCUAGUCAGAGCACCAUUGGGCUAGAUGAAGCAAUAAGGUAGUUUCAUGGGGGAGUCACUGGUCAUGAGGGCACCUGUUCUUCUUUUAUGAAGAACACAUGCCGCGUUUUUAACUGGGAACAGUGGCUAUAGCACUUUUAUAAAUUGGGGUGGGUUUUUUAAAAAAAAAACUCAGUAUGAAUAAUUGUGUGUCUCUCCUUACUUUGCAGAUUAGGAGAAACUUGUCUUGUGUUUGUAGUAACCAUAUGGCAUAAUAUAUCCGGCACAAUCUCACUGUUCUUUCCAAGUGAGUUUCUUCAGAUGUUCCCCCCCCCCCCCAACUUCAAAAGAUCCUGAAACUACAUUUCUACAACUUUGCUAAAGCCAGAACCACAAAUAAUUUUAAAUCAUUAGAUUCAAAAUUCUGCAAGAAAAAGCUCCUAUAAAUGUAUUGAACUCCUAACAGUAAACCACUACAACUAUUUGGGGGGGAUCCAUAGAGGAGAAUAUAUUGAUACAAUGGUACUUUUCUAGAAGGAUCUAGAUGGUAUACAACUCUUUGGAUAUUUCAGGAUUGUGAUUCAAAUACAAGAAACAAAACCUGGAGAGCACCCAGUAAAAUAAGCAGAAGACAAGUCUCAAGGGAUGGUAUUUAUUAAUAAAAGCCCACUGCAUUUUUGUCACAUACAUGCUGUCAAGCACCUUCUUCAGGGGCUGUAUAACAUAGAAAGAGAGAACACAAAUAUGUAAUCAAACAACACAUAAUAUUACAGUGUGUAUGAUAUUGUUAUUAUAUUUGUACACUGCCUGUGGCUUGUUCAUUUUUUAACAUUCACUUGUUUGAAAUUCAGAAUUUUUUGGAUCUUGAACUGUCACAUCUUUGAGACCGUAUACAGGCUGAAAUGUGCUGGGCUUUCUAUUAAUCAUCCAUUGAGCACCUUGAAACCUAUCUUUUCUGUUCAGCAUCCAAGCUGUUUUGUAUCGGUUUUCAUCCUCAAGAACUUAAUGUGUAUUUGGAAAACAAUGUUUGAGAUAAUGUAUCAGAUUUUUAUAAAUGUAAACUUGGGAGUAUGAGACAGUAUGAGGAAAUAGUUCACAACAUGUUCCAUGUGUUUACAGGCCAUGAGCCGACAGCAAAAAAGAGGACUGUGUAGUAAAAUGUUCUUUGUGAUGUAAAAGUUAUGAAUUUGACAUGUUCUAGACAUAAAAGGUCUCUCUAUGUAAGUGUGUUAAGCUUUGUACAUGAUUUAAUAAUAACCUUUGAUGGUCAUACCAGUCCCUAAAUGCUGUUCUUGAAAUUAGCAUACUAUAAUUCUCCAGAAGCCAUCUAGAGUACCCACCUCUCAUAUAAUAGGAAGUCCACCUUGUAGGAUACCAGUAACUUAGCCAGGAAAUAAUGGGAUGGAUUUAUACUUGAGGUCUUUGGAAAUGGAACGAGGUGGAUAUUUCAUCCCCUCUAAUUCCCCCUGCAACCUCUAGUGUCAUUUCCUGCCCCAGAGGAUUAGGAGAUCCUAAGUGUCAGAAGCUGUAAGAGACGGGGGGGGGGGGAUUACCCUGUCUCCUUCCUCAAGUGAGAAGCUUCCAUUACAUACCUGUUCACACAGCCCAACAGGUCAAGCUGUCAAAAAUCUGUACUUUCACUGAAGAGAACAAAAAUGAUUUGUACAAUACAUGAAAAUCAAGUUGAAAAUCAGGAGGUCAUGCUAUAGAAAAACAGAAACACAGGGCUGGGUCACACAGAUGAGAUAGUAAACCUUUCUGGGUAGUGCUACCUUAAACUGCAAGUGGAGAGAUCUCAAGACUUGCUGCUCUUUCAUACAAAAAUAUCCCCAUCACUUAAAACUGUAUGCCAGGAAUCAAGGUUUAACUUAGCCAUUUCCCAGACUUACUAAUUUUCUAUUUGCAAAGUUUAGGGUUUUUUUUGUUUGUUUGUAUUCAUAUGAAGCAUUCGAACAUGUGAUCUCUUAUCAGUAAUUUGAACGAGUGCCAUCCAGGCACAGGUUUACCACUUCAUCAACUCUUUUGUGACAAGUAGGUGAUGAUUUUAGCUACAUUAUGUGUGUUGUUUGUUAGUGUGACACACUAUUUUCUGUAUGAUACUGUAUAUAGACACCAUUAUUUAUAAAAAAAUAUAUCAUUUUAUGUUGAAAACAUUUUUAAACUGCCUUGUUGUAAUAUGAGAAGUGCAAUAUAGGAAAUAGAUUGUACAUUUUCCAAACGUUGCUUUGCCCCAUUUAUGUAAAUUGGUAUCUCAGUUUAAAAAAAGCCAACUCCUUCCCUUCACCUUGUUUUUAGUAAUUUUUGAAAAUAAACUUGAUGCUUCUA